Messenger RNA from Fulvia fulva, 747 nucleotides. RefSeq lists its product as uncharacterized. The record is from RefSeq and is a predicted model, not a curated record. The transcript has 2 exons. Bases 1 to 747 code for a protein of 248 amino acids. NCBI's taxonomy places the organism in Eukaryota, Fungi, Ascomycota, Dothideomycetes, Mycosphaerellales, Mycosphaerellaceae.
AUGUCCAGACCAACUCUGACAACCGCGAUCCGCACCCUACCUCGAGAGCUCCAAGACAUGAUCCUAGACGAAAUCGUCAAACCGCCAUCAGCAAUCCGCUACCUUGACGAAGUGGCAGAACGCCUGGGCUACCACGACUGGCCAGCGACAAGCCCGAGACUGCUCCUUCCUUCACCUGCACGAAUGGACCGGCGUACGAUCUGCCUACGCACCAGGAAGAUCUUCUUCAACAGCUUCCUCGACGGAGUUUUCAUCGUCCCUUACCUCAGCGGCAAAUCGGUGGACUUCUGCGUGCAGUGGCUGGAGACGCUGGACAAGGAGCUGCGCUAUCAGGUGAAGGAUAUUCGAUGUGUUACGGUGGCGUCUAACGACUCGAUUGCCUGGAACGAUGCCUUCGAAGCUGAUGCGCGUGGGAAGUUCCGCGUGCUGAGGAUGGAACAUGCCGUGCGGUUCGGGAGCGAAGAUGAGAUCACGGCAGACCUGGACGACUACCUGAGUCAAGCAAUACUGGCUAUAGCGACUUCUGAGCAGCAGAACGAUUCAGCCAACGUCUCUGUGGCCAGCACACCUCAGCAGACCAUCACAGCGCCAUCUCAGCUGCAUAGCCACGGCAACUUUCGUGGAGAAGGCCACAUACUCGGCAAAGGCACCAAGAGCACCAGCUGGCAAGACGACGACGGGUGGAGCGAGGACGAGGAGGAAAUUGGAGAUUGGGAUGAGGUGGAUGAGGAUGAAGGUGAGGCAUAA